Pristis pectinata (smalltooth sawfish) is the source of this 2977-nucleotide messenger RNA. It is a transcript of the gene rabif, whose product is annotated as RAB interacting factor. The transcript has 2 exons. Bases 76 to 516 code for a protein of 146 amino acids. The record is from RefSeq and is a predicted model, not a curated record. Gene Ontology annotation, cellular component: cytosol; membrane. Lineage: Eukaryota; Metazoa; Chordata; Chondrichthyes; Rhinopristiformes; Pristidae. Gene Ontology annotation, biological process: small GTPase-mediated signal transduction; post-Golgi vesicle-mediated transport. Gene Ontology annotation, molecular function: zinc ion binding; guanyl-nucleotide exchange factor activity.
GGGCGGCCGGAAGCGGAUGCUGCACCGAGCGGGAAGCGGAAGUUGCGGCUCCCGGGGUCUCGGAGACGACGCGACAUGGAACCGGCGGGUCGCCCUGCGGCCGGGAGCGACGGGCAGCCGGUGGAGGAGCGGGCCGAGCCUCCCGGCGGGACCGGGCUGUCGGCCGGCCUGGUCAGCGCCUCCGGCACCAACGGCAAGGCCGUUGUGUGUGAGCGCUGCGGCUCCCGGGUGCUGAGCCCGGGAACAGCGCGGUACCGCCGCAGAGAGCUGUUCCUCCCAUCCAUGAGGCAGAAGGUGGCGCUGGGCACUGAGGACAACGCGGUCACAGGGGAUAUGCUGCAGGAGCACUGGUUUGUGGACGACAUGUACACCUUUGAAAAUGUUGGAUUCACGAAGAAUGUGAAUAACAUCAAGUACCUUGUGUGUGCCGACUGUGAGAUUGGCCCCAUCGGCUGGCACUGUCUGGAUGACAAGAAGAGCUUCUACGUUGCUCUGGAUCGAGUGCAGCAUGAAUAGUGGGUGACGAGGAGCUUUAGGGGCCACAGAUCGAUCUACUGACGGGAUCAGUGUAUCAUUCACAUUAAACCUGUUCCGGGGGCUGGACAGGGACUUCAUUAUAUGUUUUGUCCGGCAGCAACUGCUUCAGAGUAUUAGUCCAAGCCAUGGUACCAGGACGUGCUCAUCAAUUUGGUGUUCUGUGGUGACCAGCUGAUUGCUUGGCCUGUAUUUCCAGGUUGUCAUUAAAAUAAGUCUUACAACUGCCAUGUGCUGUUGUUAUUGAGCAGCUCCAGUGAAAUGUAGGUGACUGGGGUGUUUCUACCAUUCGUAUCCCACAGGGAGAGGGAUUGGCAGGUUGUCCCACAGAUACCAUGAGUGUGGUUGGGCCCACAAUGGGAUGAGGAGAGGGUGCAGCACUAAUACGCACAGUGAGGGUUGUGAUGCUGUGUCAUGUCCAUCCCUGGCUGUGGGUAGAGUGGCUGUACCAUGACUACCCCACAAUUACUGGGGGGGAGCAGAGUUUCAGAAUAGUUACAGCAUCCUGAUACCAUCCGGCUCCCCUUUGAGGACGACAAUUGAAUCUGCGUCCACUACUAUUCCCGGGCAGUGCAUUCAGACUCUAACCACUCGUGUUAGAGUUUUUCCUCAUGUCACUUUUGGUUGUUUUGUUUAAACCCCUUCAUUGUAUAUCCCCUAGUUCUUGUCCCUUCCACCCUUUGUUUCUCUAUCCACUCUUUACCUUACAUGAUUUUUAAACUCUCCCACAACCUCCUCUGUUUUUUCUUCAUAACUUAAGUCCCUCACCUCUGGACUCACCUUAGUAAAUCUCUCCUGUGCCUCCUCCAACAUCCUUGGCAAAGUGUGACUCCCAGAACCAAACUGGCUGAACUAGUGUUUUGUAAAUGUUUUUCAUUACUUCCAUGAUCUUGUACUCUGUGCCUCUAUUUAUGAAGUCCAGGAUCGUGGGCAUUUUAUUUGAACCAAUUUUCCUGCUCUGUCAUUUUCAGGAACUAUGUCCAUACACCCCAGAUCUUUUGUUCUUGUAUCCCUUUUAUAAUUGUACCUUCCAGUUUGUAUUCCAUUUUCUCAUUAUUCCUCCCAAAAUGAAACACUUAGCAUUUCACCUGCCACCUAUGUGCCACUCCACCACUGAAUAUAUCUUGAAAUCUCUUGCCGCCCUCAUGAUUCAUUGUGCUUCCAAUUUUUUGCUGUCUACAGGCUUGGAAAUUGUACACCCAAAUUCAAGCUGCUGAUAUAAAGUGGUCCUAGCACCAAACCCUGGGAUCUCCAUUGUACACCUCUCUCCAGCCCAAAAGAAUAGUUUACUACCACUUCCUGUUUUCUAAUCAUUCCAUUACAGCAUCUUUUAUUCUACAAGGGCAUCAUAUGCCUGUAGAUUUGUAUUCCAGUCCUCUUGAUGUAAAGGUUGCUGUUCAUUUAGAAAUCUAACUAUUACAUUUCAAUUCAUGGCAAAAAACAAACUGCUGGAGGAACUGAUGCACAGUCUCAAUCCAAAACAUCAGCCAUCUGAUCAAUACUACUCGACCUGCUGAGUUCCUGCAGCAGUUUGUUUUUUGUUCCAAAUUCCAGCAUCUGCAGUCUCUUGUGUCUCCAAUAAGAACCUUUGUUUCUUUGGAAAUCCAUUAGCUUCCAUCCUUUUACUAUUGAACUCGCAGUGUUCUCAACUUUCUUGGUUCAAAGUGGUUCAAAAUCUUUACUUGUCUACCUGGAAAUCUAUUUGCCAUAGUUUUGACUAUUCACUUAGUUCAUUAAUAUAUUACACCUAUAUUGGCUACAAUGCAAACUGUCUUUGUGUUAUUCGUAAACUUGGAUGUGUUGCUUUCUUUUCCCUUGUCUAUGAAAUGUAUAAAUAAAGUGAAUAAUUACAGCCCAGCACUGAUCCAUGCAGGAAACCACGAGUCACAUUCUGCUAAACAGUUGUCACCGGAAGCUCAAAGUACUGUGGGUUUCCAGAAAGCAUUAGAUUAAAUUUUCUGUAAGUUAUUGAACUAAAUUUGAAAUUGAUUUGUGGAAGUGAAGGCAAUUGAUGGAUGAGGCCAAUAAAGUACUUUAUUCUAUGCAUAGACAUUUCUCCCAUCUACUGCUUUAGUCACUUUAUAUAAAGAAAAUCAGCCAGAUUCAUUAAGUGCAUGGUGACUUUCCCUCAUCAGCUGAAAAUUUUCAUGUUCAGCUAUUCUCAAUUGUAGCUGGUGAUACUUUCAUGGCAAAAUUAGGCUUAGUUGUAGAAUUCCCUGGUUUCCUCAUCUCACCUUAAGUAGCAGAGUGACCUACAGUUUCUCAAUCAAAGGUAACAGUUCCUGAAGGAAGAACUUUGGAAGAUUAUAGUUGGGGUGUCUGCAGUCUUGUCACCAACUUCAAACCCUGAAGUGGAACCCAUCUGGUUCUGGUAGUUUGUCAUAUUAAAGUGAUACUAUUUUCUUUUGUAAUUGUUAUACUUGCAUUAAAUUUGCUAAAUCUC